AUGAUGAUGCUGUGGGCAUGGGCUGGAGUCCCACUCGGAGUUUAUAACAUCGCAGAAUAUUACAACAUUGCUCUGCGCAUACAGCCUCAGAUCCUCACCGUACUGAGUCUGGUAACGUGGAUCCAGUGCUACUACUACGAGAAGAGUUGGUCCGUUUUCCGCUCGCUCGCUGUAGUAGUGCCUGUAGCCUGCCUAAUGGGCGGCGUCCAAGUUGGCCUCAUUUUCGCCAUCAAGCAUGCAAAGGCAGAGGGUCUUCACUGGCCCAGUAUCCCCAUGGCAGUUGCUUCGGCCGCUCUACUCGCUGCUGGUGUCUUGAGACACUACUGGGAUGUCUACAUCCAUCGUACGGUUCGAGGUAUUUCCUUCAUUUUUGUAGGCAUCGAUGCUCUGGGCGACGUCUUUUCCUUGGUGUCAGUCGUCUUCCAGCCCAAGCUUGAUGUCCUGGGUUUGGUCAUCUAUGGCACUGAACUGAUGCUUUGGAUUGGAAUCUUCCUUUGCGGAGCUUAUUACAACCUCCCGUCCUGGUACGUUGCAAAGAAGGAGGAGGCGGAGAGCAACACGGGCGUAGGUGAGUCUGACGGAGGGGCGGAAGUCGCAUCUGGCAUCGCGCUUCACGCCCUGCCCUCCAGUACUUCAGUGUUCAGAACGCCAUCGAGUGAAAUUGAAGUCAUUCGACAGCGCAGUAUGAGCUCGGUACGUGGCGCCGGUCUGGAGCACUUGCCGCGCAGGGUGUAA
Molecule: messenger RNA, 735 nt
Organism: Alternaria atra
Lineage: Eukaryota; Fungi; Ascomycota; Dothideomycetes; Pleosporales; Pleosporaceae
Exons: 2
Coding region: 1-735 (244 amino acids)
Source: RefSeq, a predicted model, not a curated record